AUCUAUGGCGAGCUUACCACAGGAGCAAGGCAGACCUCGAGGCAGCGACCUCCGACCGCUCAAGGAUACCAACAACAACAAAGGAAUGUCCAUCUGCCGAGAGUGCCUGAACCGGCCCAGAGUCCCCCAAAGGUCCCACAGCAACCUCAGGGGCCAGGGGGGAGAGUCGGAGGGCACGGGGGCGGGAGGAGUCCGCCAGACAGCUCGAUUAGGGGCACCCUCUGCCGAGGCGUAAACAAAGGAGGAUCGCCGUCAGUGUCCAAGGAGCAACGCAAGAGCCGCGGGGCAUCGCUACGAAGAGAAACAAUGGAACGGUGGAACGUUACCAGAUUAAAUGCAAAACGUUUGGCACCCACAAGUGAAGAAAUGGAAGUUGGAAGCUAAGCUGAGCUACGGGGCAACCAUUCCAAACGAGAUCUUUAAAGAAAUGAAAACUUACAGAGUCCUGUUGCAAGCUACGGUGGUGAUGCUGCUUGUCUGCGUGCAAGAUCUCUAUGCCGGGAGAAGGCAUACGAGACAAAUACACGACUGGUUCGGCUCUCCUCGCGGCGCACAGGAGGGUUUUACUGGAUAUGAAGAUAUUACACCUGUGAUCCGGCCUUUUGGGGGAUAUGACGCUGAAUAUCCCACUACUGGAGCACUGAUCGACCGAGGAGCAAUACGAACCACCACGAUUUUGGGUCGCACCAGGCCGGGUCCAGUCGUUAUUUCCAAACCCCAAACAAAGAUAAGGCGCUGUCUCCUGUACAGCCAUUCUGGGUUGUGCUUGUACCUGUCGAAGUAUUGAGGUCACCUGCUCGCCUGCCGCAAGAUCUCUGGCUUGUUUGAAAGAUUAUGAUGUUUGUUCGGCAAGUAUAUACUUGUUUAACCCGUGAAA
Molecule: messenger RNA, 877 nt
Organism: Penaeus chinensis
Lineage: Eukaryota; Metazoa; Arthropoda; Malacostraca; Decapoda; Penaeidae
Exons: 8
Coding region: 335-787 (150 amino acids)
Source: RefSeq, a predicted model, not a curated record